This is a messenger RNA of Panicum virgatum (switchgrass), 2173 nucleotides long. RefSeq names its product galactoside 2-alpha-L-fucosyltransferase-like. The record is from RefSeq and is a predicted model, not a curated record. Gene Ontology annotation, cellular component: membrane; Golgi apparatus. Lineage: Eukaryota; Viridiplantae; Streptophyta; Magnoliopsida; Poales; Poaceae. Gene Ontology annotation, biological process: xyloglucan biosynthetic process; cell wall biogenesis. The transcript is spliced from 2 exons. Gene Ontology annotation, molecular function: galactoside 2-alpha-L-fucosyltransferase activity. The coding region runs from base 149 to 1966 and encodes 605 amino acids.
GAGAGAGAGAGAGAGAGAGCAGAUAACCGCAUAGCGCACGACCCCGGCCGGGCCGAGCGAGCCAGAGCCCAGAGCCAGAGCGAAGAGGGAGAGAGAGAGAGAGAGAGAGACAGCGAGCAUAUAUGAGACGUCUACGGUAGCUGUGCUCAUGGUGAUGGGGAGGCCGAACCAGAGCCACGGGAGCGGGGGCGACGAGGAGCGGCUGCCCCUGCGCGGCGGGCUGGAGACGGAGCGGGCGCCGCCGCCGCCCCACCACGCCGCGGAGCAGCUCAAGGAGGCGAGGCGCGGGGGCGGCAGGCUCUGGCGCGCGUCCGUGCGCGCCGGCCUGGUGCUCUGCCUGCUGACGGUUCCGGCCGUCCUGCUCUUGCUGCGGUGGCAGGCCGACUCCUCGCCGCAGUGGGUCUUUGACUUCGAGGCGCCCGAGGAAGACGACGACGACCAAGAUAUACAAGAUGAUGUGUCUGACGAUAUAUCUCCGUCCCCACAAAUUGAGUAUGAUAGACUUCUGGGUGGCCUUCUGAUCGAGGGAUUUGAUGAAAAAUCUUGUAGGAGCAGGUAUCAGUUUGCACGCUAUCACAAGUCACCAAGCAUACCUUCACCGUACCUCAUAGAGAGGUUAAGGAAACAAGAAUUGUUGCAGAAAAAGUGUGGUCCAGGCACCAAAGCAUAUAAGGAAGCAUCAAAGCAGCUGAGGUCCGGUCAGAGUCAGACCACCAAUACCACAGAUUGCAACUAUCUGAUACUGACCAUCCACGCUGGCUUGGGGAAUCGGAUGCUUGAGAUUACUUCAGCAUUACUAUAUGCGCUACUUACAAAUCGGAUUUUGCUUGUGGACCGCUACAAGGAGAUUGGUGACCUUUUCUGCGAACCCUUCCCUGGAACCUCAUGGUUAGUCCCUUCAGAUUUCCCUCUGAGCUAUGGCGAGUUUACUCAGAGUAGUCCAGAGAGCUAUGGCAACAUGCUGCAGAACAAAGCUGCCGGUGGCAAUACAAAUCGAUCUUUGGCUGGUACUCGGCCUAACUAUGUGUAUCUCCACCUCGAUGGUAACUAUGGUUUCCAUGACAAACUUUUCUUCUGCGAAGACGACCAGCAGUUCCUGCAAGGUGUUCCAUGGCUGAUCAUAAGAACAGACAUGUACUUUGUGCCGUCCCUGUUUCUAAUUCCAGGUUUCCAAGAUGAACUCAGCAGGCUAUUUCCAGAGAAAGACACUGUUUUCCAUCACUUGGCACGCUAUCUUUUUCAUCCAACAAACAAUAUUUGGUAUUCUAUUACAAAAUACUACCGGUCCUACAUGGCCAAAGCGGAAAAAAGAGUGGGAAUUCAGAUAAGAAUAUAUGAAACCAAGGGCAUCUUGCAAAGAAAUGGCCCAUUCCCGCACAUUUUGAAUCAGAUCCUUUCAUGUGCACAGAAUGAGAAGCUCCUGCCAGAAAUUGGCAUGAUGGAGGGAGCAGCAGCUGAAGCUCAGAAUAAGGGAGCAGCAGCUGAGACUCAGAAUAACCAAACAAUCGUCGUUCUAACUACUUCUUUGAGCUCUUGGUACAGUGAUCAGAUCCAGAAGAAAUACGAAGAACACCCAACAGUUGAUGGAACUACUGUCAAAGUGUACCAGCCAAGCCACGAGGAGUACCAGAGGUCAAGGAAUAGGAAGCACAACAUGAAGGCGCUUGCCGAGAUCUAUCUACUGAGCAUGAACGAUGAGCUAAUCACCAGUGGCUUUUCCACAUUCGGGUACGCAGCUCAGGGGCUCGCUGGCCUGAAGCCAUGGAUCAUGUUCAGGUCAGAGAACCACGUGACACCAGAUCCACCGUGCGGCCGCGUCAUGUCCAUUGAGCCGUGCUUCCACCAGGCUCCCUUCUACGACUGCAAGGCAAAGAGGGACACUGACUUGGGCAAGGUGGUGCCUUACGUGAGGCACUGCGAGGACGUGAGCUGGGGUCUGAAGAUUGUAAAUGAAACUAAGUUGUAGCUGUAGUUUUGUCAGGACUCAAGGCAGAUUUUCUCGCUAACUAGGGCAGAAGUAUUUUUUUUUGUUUCAAAAGAAACUAUACGUUGUAUUCUUUCCCUCUCCUGUAUUUGAUCCAACUGUAGAUAAGUUGAUGAACAGGUCCAUUAAUCUGUUCGCUCUCUGAUUCCAAAGAAAAAGAAUGAAAAAAAUAUGCUUACUGUCUGAUCA